Molecule: messenger RNA, 4238 nt
Organism: Rhododendron vialii
Lineage: Eukaryota; Viridiplantae; Streptophyta; Magnoliopsida; Ericales; Ericaceae
Product: translation initiation factor IF-2, chloroplastic-like
Exons: 12
Coding region: 640-3702 (1020 amino acids)
Biological process (GO): translational initiation
Molecular function (GO): GTP binding; translation initiation factor activity; GTPase activity
Source: RefSeq, a predicted model, not a curated record
AUGGGCAGACAACCAUACGAGGACGCAACCCUUCUCCAGAGAGAGAGGGGGGGAUGGCCAGGGGAUAUAAAAGCGACUUCAACCAUCUCCGGUAUACCGUUGAUUGCUACUAUUAUUUACUGUGUAUCUUAUCUACUGUCUGAUGAACCGAGCAAGAUAAGAACCGAAAUUCGCAAGUCCCAGAGGUAAGCAUUCCUAGCUAGAGAAUACAUAACAGUCACUUGAUAUUCUGUCACAAGAAUUGGGUUUUCGCCCUACCCAGAAGUUUUUUUGAGAAUUCCUCUCAUAAUCAAUCGUGGGUUCAAUCCGGUUUUGUUUUAUUUCCCAAGCUUUUUCUUGCUGUACCCAUCAUUAAUCAAGCAUUCAAGGGUCAUUUCAUACAUUACACGGUUUGCAAGCCGGAGAGAGAGAGAGAGAGAGAGAGAGAGAGAGAGAGAGAGAGAGAGUUGACACUGGAUUCGUACUAAAGGUACAUAUAGGUCCAGCAUUUUUUGAUAACUUAGGUAUCCAGCCAGCUUACGGGUGGCUCGACUAACCAUGGGACCACUAUAUGUAUCCAACAUUGAGUGUUAGGUUUUGAAACUGUCUUUCUCUGGGCUUAAUCUGAUGGUGGAGGGCAUAUAGUGGUAAGUGGUAACCAUGGCUUAUUUGGCCUCUUUAGUGAGUUUGGGUAGUGCAGCUGCUAGUUCCCCCGGGAAUUUAGAUAUUCAUAGAGUUUAUCUUUCUAGAAAUGUUAGUAGUUUUUGCGGGAUUUGGGUUGGGAGGAGAUGGAAGUAUGUUGGGAUCUGUAAAUAUUCGGGAAAAACUGGUUUAGCUGAGCAAGAGACUUCAUUUCCGCUUGAUCUCAAGACGGUCCCCAAGCCGAUUUUGAAGUCCAAAUCCCCUUUAGACACCGACUCGGGCUAUACGUAUCCAUGGGAUGAUAGAAAAUCCAAGGAUGAUGAAGAAGAGAGAAGUAAAGUGCUUGAGUCACUGGGAGAGGUAUUGGAGAAGGCAGAGGAAUUAGUUACUAAACCACCGACAAAAACAAGUCCUAAACCCAUUAUACUCAUUAACGGGAAACCAGUUGAUUCAACAGUUGGUUUGAAGUCUAAGGCUGCGAGGAGCGUGUGGCGAAGGGGGAACCCAGUGACCAGCACAAAAGAUGUUGUUAAGGAGUCACCUAAAAUUGAGAAGGUUGAAAAUCACGGAACUAGGUUAGAGGGAGUGGGUAAGGUUGAUUCUCAGCCUGUUUUGCAACUACCUGUAAAGGCUCAAUCAAAAUUACAAGGUAGACCCUCUUUAGCUCCUCCACCCAGGCUGGUAAAGAAGCCUACUAUCUUGAAAGAUAUUGGGGAGGCUACAAAGGCUCUGACGAAAAACGAUGGAACUGACUCAGGUGGUGAAAGGAAAGAACGAAAACCAUUAUUGAUUGACAGAUUUGCAUCCAAGAAGCCUACUAUCUUGAAAGAUACUGAGGCGGCUAUGAAGGCUCCGACAAAAAACGAUGGAACUGACUUAGGUGGUGAAAGGAAAGAAAGAAAACCCAUAUUGAUUGACAAAUUUGCAUCCAAGAAUCCUGUUUUUGACCCUUGGAUUGCUGAAGCAGUAUUAGCACCUACGAAACAAAAAGCAGGAAAGGGACCAGUCCCUGGAAAAUUUAGAGACGACUUUCGAAAGAAAAGCAGUCCAACUGAUGGCCCCAGGCGACGUAGGAUUGAUAAUGCUGAGACUGAUGAUGAUGAAGAGGCCUCAGAACUUAAUAUUUCGAUUCCAGGCAUUGCUACAAAGCGAAGGGGAAGGAAAUGGAGUAAGGCAAGUCGGAAGGCAGCUAGACUCCAGGCAGCUAAAGAGGCUGCUCCUGUUAAAGUAGAAAUUUUGGAAGUUGGUGAAGAAGGUAUGUUGAUGGAGGAGUUAGCCGACAACUUGGCUAUCAAUGAAGGUGAGAUUUUUGGAUAUCUAUUCUCUAAGAGUAUUGCAUCUGUUCGGGUGAAAAAAAUUGACCGAGACAUAGUUAAGAUGAUUUGUAAAGAGUAUGAUGUGGAAGUCAUCGAUUCUGCCCCCCAUAGAGUGGAGGAAAUGGCAAGGAAGAAGGAAAUUCUUGACGAAGAUGACCUGGACAAGCUGGAAGACAGACCUCCCGUCCUUACUAUAAUGGGUCAUGUGGAUCAUGGGAAGACAACUUUACUGGAUUACAUAAGGAAGAGCAAGGUAGCUGCUUCUGAAGCUGGUGGGAUUACGCAAGGAAUCGGAGCAUAUAAGGUGCUCGUACCUAUCGAUGCCAAGUUGCAGCCAUGUGUUUUCCUCGAUACUCCUGGGCACGAGGCCUUUGGAGCAAUGAGAGCUCGAGGAGCAAGGGUGACAGACAUUGCUAUAAUUGUAGUGGCUGCUGAUGAUGGUAUCCGUCCUCAAACAAAUGAGGCCAUAGCUCAUGCCAAAGCAGCUGGUGUACCUAUUGUGAUUGCCAUAAACAAGAUAGACAAGGAUGGAGCUAAUCCGGAACAAGUGAUGCAAGAGCUUGCUUCAAUUGGUUUAAUGCCAGAAGAAUGGGGUGGCGAUGUACCGGUGGUUCAGAUCAGUGCUCUUAAAGGGGAGAAGGUUGAUGAUUUGUUGGAAACCGUCAUGCUGGUUGCAGAGAUGGAAGAGUUGAAAGCUAAUCCUCACAGAGGUGCAAAGGGAACAGUAAUUGAGGCAGGUCUUCAUAAAGCCAAAGGGCCAAUAGCUACAUUCAUUGUGCAGAAUGGCACCCUUAAAAGAGGAGAUAUGGUUGUUUGUGGUGAAGCCUAUGGAAAGGUUCGGGCUCUAUUUGACGAGAAGGGAGAUCGUGUUGAUGAAGCUGGACCGUCUAACCCUGUACAGGUGAUGGGACUUAAUAUUGUUCCAAUUGCCGGUGACGAAUUUGAGGUCGUUGGCUCCCUUGUCGUUGCACGUGAAAAGGCAGAGGCACGCGCGGAGUCAUUGCGAAAAGAACGUAUAGCGGCGAAGGCUGGGGAUGGGAAGGUUACACUUGCUUCCUUGGCUUCCGCAGUGUCAGCUGGAAAACAGUCCGGUUUGGACUUGCACCAGCUUAAUAUUGUUAUGAAAGCUGAUCUUCAGGGAUCUAUAGAGGCUAUAAGACAAGCCCUGCUGGUGCUUCCACAAGAUAAUGUGAGUUUGAGAUUCCUAUUGCAAGCGACUGGGGAUGUAAGCGCCAGCGAUAUUGAUCUUGCAGUCGUCAGUAAAGCAAUUAUUGUGGGAUUUAAUGUUAAAACACCUGGUUCCGUAAAGAGCUAUGCGGACAUCAAAGGCAUUGAGGUUCGGACGUAUAGGGUCAUCUACGACCUUAUUGAUGAUGUGCGAAAUGCUAUGGAGGGACUCCUGGAUCUUGUUGAGGAACAAAUAAAAAUUGGUUCAGCAGAAGUCCGAGCUAUAUUUAGCAGUGGUAGUAGUCGUGUUGCAGGCUGCAUGGUUACAGAAGGAAAAGUAGUGGAGGACUCUGGCAUUCGAGUUUUAAGAAAAGGGAAAACUGUACAAGUUGGUAUCCUCAAUUCUUUGAGACGGGUUAAGGAACAGGUGAAAGAGGUAAAUGUCGGACUGGAAUGUGGAAUCAGGAUCGACAGCUUCUUGGAUUGGGAGGAGGGAGAUAUUCUAGAGGCUUUCAACACGGUGAAAAAGAAGCGAACACUUGAAGAGGCUUCGGCCACAAUGGCAGCUGCAAUUGAAGGAAUGGGGAUAGGACGAUGAGUUCUAAUGCUAACAGAAGGGUUUUAUCCUGCUUUUGAUCUUCCUCAUUUUUGGAAACACCUGUUUUACCUCGCACGGAGAUGAGGCAUAAUGAUCCCUUCCGCGGAUUUUUUCCUAACUUGCCGGAAGUGAUAUGAACAAGUGUCCAUCGAUUUCAACCUGUUGCUAAUGCUUGCUGCGGAGGAUAUUGAUUUAACAAGGUUAGGUCCAUAGCUGUAUGUUCUCAGGCUGUAAAUAGUGAACACAUCUUGUUUCAGCUCCCUAUUGGAAAGUGGUUCAGAAGGCUAUUCAUUUAAAUGCUGAAGAUUGGGCCAUUGAUUUCGAUGCUGAAGAUUCAAUGAUAUCUCCAAUUGUACCAGGUACAUCAACAGAUGGUGAAUACACAACAAAGUGAAGAAAAAGAAGAGUUUUAUUUAUUUUAUUUUUUUGCGAUUUUCUAAAUUUGAUGUAUCAUCCCUCAGAAAGAUUGAUUUCAACCUGUAUCUAUGGAAUCAUCUAUAUUCGUAUUUCACGAUGAGCAUUGAUGUUCUUUCUUC